Megalopta genalis is the source of this 4288-nucleotide messenger RNA. RefSeq lists its product as uncharacterized. Gene Ontology annotation, biological process: regulation of transcription by RNA polymerase II. NCBI's taxonomy places the organism in Eukaryota, Metazoa, Arthropoda, Insecta, Hymenoptera, Halictidae. Gene Ontology annotation, cellular component: nucleus. The record is from RefSeq and is a predicted model, not a curated record. Gene Ontology annotation, molecular function: DNA-binding transcription factor activity, RNA polymerase II-specific.
CUUAGUGAAAAUACAAUCCGUGGCUUUUUUUGAAAUGUCCUGAGGAACCCCUCAUUUCCCUGAAGUUCCAUAAUUUUGGGACACCCUGCAUAUAGCCCGCGGUGGCAAUUGGUGUCCGACAAAAAUCCCUAGAAGUGCGCACUUAGGGGAAUGGCUUGCUAGCGCCAUCGAUCCCAUAAUACAAUUGCACCUGCUGGUCAUUCUGAUUUUAAUGUUGAAUAAUUUCUUUGAUCUUCUGACGAUCGGAAAGAAGAUAAAGGUUUCAUUUGAAACUAUAUAAUAUAUGACGAUAAAACAAUUCGAUGUAUGUUACAUUGACAUUGCUACGCUACAAAUGUACACACGAACGAAUGUAUAUGUUAAUAAUCAAUUUAAAAAGUGUCGAAUUUAUUAACAAGUUAAACCUCGAUCGAACGUGAUAUUGAAACAAUUAAAUACUUCGAUUUUUCAGUAAUUCAUUUGUCAGAUAAAAUACCAACGCAUGUAUUAUCGUAACGAAUUGUAUUUUUUUCCCGAACUCCUUAAAUAGCCGCCUCUUUUAAAUGCGAUAUAUGUACAUUCCCUUUUGUGAUCGUUGUAUCGUUGCGCAUUUCGAGAUGACACUGUGGAGAAAAGUGUACUAAUCGCAAAUAAAAAAUUCAUCGGGCAUUCAUGUAGAAUGUAAACGAUCGAAUAUUCUAUUGACGAAGUACCUGUCGGCAUGCGAUCGAGAAAUAUAAUUUUAUAAUACGGACGGUUUUGUGAAAGAAACAUUCAGAAUUUGUACAGCAGCUGACACAUAUAAAGAUGGCUAAGCUUAAUACAAACAAAUAGUGACCAGCGAUCUGCUGGUCUUACAACUAGCUCUGCAUGUAAAUGACAAAUACUAAAAAGAUUUACUUAAUGGUUUCCUAAAUAUGGCUUAUGACCCACGCGAUUUAAAAUAUCCACCGGACAUUCAUAACCAUCAACACAAUCAACCUAAUAUGAAUGGAUACGCAUAUUCUGGACAUCCUUCGCAUCAUGUCCAACAAACGGAUGAGAAUAGAAACGAGAAUACUUGUGGAAAUAAAGAAGCAUGUCCACAAAUUACACGUCAGUCUUCUGGAACGCAAACCAUUCAGAAAGUAGACGCAGCUACAAUGACAGAUCCAUUACAAAUAGAUUUUAAACUUACAUCUGAGUAUUUAGCAAGGUGUUCUAAUACAUUAGGAUUACCAUAUGUAAGUAAAUAUGAAGAAAAUGGGAAUAACUCUACGCAUAAUUGUCAAGAAGUUCGGCCAAAAAUUGAAUACGAAGUUGAACCACAACAUAUAAAUGGUACAUUAGUCUAUCAUUGUCCAGAAUGUGCGUACAGGUUUGAAGAUCAAACUGCAUUGCACGAACAUCUUGAAGAACAUAGACAGCGACCUUAUAUCUGUGAUAUUUGUGGUGCAAGUUUAAAGCGUAAAGAACAUUUGGAUCGCCACAAACAAGGUCACAAUAAAGACAGGCCUUAUCAAUGUAAUAUGUGUUGUAAAGCAUUUAAACGUAACGAGCACCUUGCUCGUCACAUGAUUAUACACUCGGGUAGCAAAAAUCAAGUAUGUACAGAAUGUGGCAAAGCUUUUUAUAGGAAGGAUCAUUUGAAGAAACAUUUACAAAGUCAUAAUAGUAGUAAAAGCAAAAAUCCAAAUAGUUCACAAAAUAAUCCGAAUAGUCAAAAUAACGGUGAAGAGGGAUUAAGCAGUUUUGCAAUGAUGAUGAGGCAGGCUGGGCCACCUCCAUUUUCUAUUUUGCGAACUUAAUACAUUUUUACCUUGAUCUUACGCCAAGAUCAUUUUAGAAUUUAGGCAAUUUAAAUGUAAGAGAUCAAUACAAUGAGCUUUGUUGAAGACACUUUCAGGAAAUAUGAAAUAAUUGUUGAUAGUUUUGAAUUUUUGCAGUUGAUUAGUCAUCAAAUAUUACCUGCAAAUAGUGUACGAUAUGAAACAGGCUCUAGGACAUCCACGCAAAUUUUAUAUUUCUCUUUUGAAUAUGCUUCUGACAUGCACAAUGUUGUUGAAAUACCUGUUGAGAACAUUCUUUAGAUCUAGAUUUAUUAAAUUAUUUUUCCCAGUUUUUGUAUUUUCGAUAAUAUUUGUCAAGAAUUAAGGCAAUAAGGAAUACAAAAAAUUAAUAUAAAUUGAUCGAAUUUUAACUCUUCUUUUUUUUUUUUUAUUUUUAAAGAAAAAGAGGGAAUGACGCAGAUAUUUUAUGACGAAGUGCACAUAUGAUUCUUGUUGUACCCAUGAUGUACGAAAGGAAUAUAUAUUUAUUAUUACACCUGUAAAGGAAAGAGGAAUUAUAUGAGUUUCUCUUUCCCGUUACAGCAACGGCUACUGGGAAAUAAUUGGAUGAUGUGCCUAACGAAAACAACAUAUUUGCACAAAAUAAGGAGAGAAUGAUUAAAAUAACUGAGUCUCGUAUAAAGAGACGUAUUUUUUUUUAAUUUGAGAAAGAAAGAGGAACCAUUGCAUAGUUCUCCUAAUAAAAUAUCUUUUUUCCGAAAGAUUAAUAUGAUUUAUUUAAUUUCGACGGCUUUGAUAGCUAAAAUAGUUUAAAAAAAAAAAGACUAGAAAUCUUGUUACGGGAUUUGCGAUGUUCCUUUGAAUUUGAAAUCGAAAUGAGGAAUAAUUUUGGAAUUUGAAACUGAGAUAGUCAUUAUUUCCGUAGCAGAUUAUCAUCAAGUGAUGAAUACUAAGACUAAACAUACGUUAAGCAUUUAUUUAAUAUUUAUAGUUUAUAUGAUGCGUAUGGUUGCGUAUGUUAUUAUUGUAUGUGCGUAUAUGUACACUCACAAAGAAUGCUUUGAUCCCAUUGGUAUGCUUUGUUAAGAAUCAUUUUGAUUCUCUAACUUUUAUUUCUUUGGUCUCACCUCUCUGGUUAGACUGUUUGGCCAGGUGGGGUCACGUACACUUACUCCGGCAACCUGCGCUAUAUGUUUAUUGACAAAUGCUGAAACUACUGCCAACUUUUUGCCAAUGAGAUGGGGUCCAAUCAUCUGAACUCCUGAGUAUUGCGAACAUAAAGAGAUGUAAACUCAGCACAUUUUCUUCUGUUUGUUUAGUUGAAUCCGUUUAUCUGGACGCGAACCUACCUGGUUAUACGAACUAGUUGUCUUCCGCCGAGUUCAUCAUGGUUUACUUAAUCGGCAUGAUGUCCUUGUGCAUUCGCACGGACACUUCCAGGAGUAUUGUAUCUUCCUCAGAUAUCCGAAUGCUGCAUGGGAACUGUAUCUUUCUCUUAUAUUGAAGAGGAGAUGCACAUCUUCCACCCCUUUCAACGUAUCAUUCAAUUUUACUGCCUCUUUCUCCUUCAUCGGAGCCCUAAAGUUAGUAUCAAAGUGGCUAGAGAUCUCCGCAAUAGAUGAGAUCAGCUUUUCGGCUGACUCCACCUGGCUAGUUUUCUGUUCCAAUCUGAAUCUCCCUAUCGGGGCUUCAAGAUAUGCGAUUCCUUUAGGAGCAAGUUUCCGGAGGAACUCUGGGAUCACUUUGCGUUUGCCUUGUGAGGCCUAUCCCUGUCAUCGGAGGCAUUUGCAACAUCCUGUUUAGUUUAGGAUGUUCAUCCUGAUCGGUUUAGGAAUAGGAUUCUGAUUCAUGCGAUGAAGGUUCCGGUGUCGAAAACAGUAAGCCUGCGUCGCUUAGAAACCCCAGUUUUGGAACAGGAGGCAGCUGACUUUGAUUUUCCCUUACUAUUAGUAAUUCACUAGGAGCCUGCCUUCUGAUAUCGAUGUCCAAGAGUAGUGACAAUCUUUUGUUGCCGGUGCUCAUUUUGAAAUUGUAGAUUUCUGAGAUGGAAAUAUAUUUUUCCUUCCUGUGUGUAUAUAUGUACGAACGCGCGCGUAUAAUAUAUACUACAUGUUAUUAUGUUAUAUAUUAUAUAUUAUGCGCACAUUUACGUAUGAUAUUGUUACUUCAAUUUUUUUCCUUGUACAUUAUUUAUAUUUAUUAAGAAAACUGACCAUAUAUCGGCUUCAUUAUGUAAUGCUUCCAGAAUGUACAUAAUUGUACACAGAAACACACAGGCAUAUAAAAUAUGGUAAAAAAAACCGUUUUGUUAUUGAUUGUAGUAAUCACGAUUAAAAUAAUAAAUGAUUAUUACAUGAAACAAUAAAUUUUUUAAACAUAGAUCUACACAAUUAUUAUUUGAAGAAUGCUCGCGAGAGGGCGUAGAAAUCUUUUUAAGUGUUCUAUUUUUAAGAUUGUAAAAAUUCUUGUUCCUUGAUUAUGCAUUUUCUCUUUCUACUGGAAUUCUAUGUAGCAACGAAGUAAAGUACAGCAUGCUUUUG